AUGUAUCUCAGAACAGCCCACGCGGAAUUCCACCUCCCCACCCUCUACAGAUUCAUCCAAACCCACCCCCUCGGAAUCCUCACCACCGCUAUAAAAUCCCCCAUCUACCCUCUCAUCCAAUCCUCCCACAUCCCCUGGGUGCUCGACAUACCCCCACCCCCAGCCGACAAUGCCAACCCCCAAGUUGCAGACAAAUCCACACCAAUAGGAACAUUACGCGGCCAUGUAGCGCGCGCAAAUCCUCAAGCAAAAGCCAUGAUAGAAUCUCUCACUUCCGGUUCAGGUCCAGAACAGAUCAAGAGAACGGUGCUAGAAGAAGAAGUACUAGUCCUCUUCAACCACCCCGUGCACUCGUACGUAACGCCGAAAUUCUACACCGAGACCAAGCCCUCGACAGGAAAAGUAGUGUCCACAUGGAACUACGCCGCCGUGCAAGUCUACGGCAAGGCCACCAUAUUCCACUCUUCCGAUUCCGACGAUCUGUCAGAAUUCCUGAACAAGCAAUUGGAUGAUCUGGCGAAGAUUGGAGAGGAGGAUAUUAUGGGGUAUACCGGGGAAGAGGGCAAGAAAGCGCCGUGGAAGGUUUCAGAGGCGCCGGAGAGCUAUAGUAGCUUGUUGAAGAAGGCGAUUAUUGGGGUUGAGAUUGAGGUGUUGAGGAUGGAGGGGAAGUUUAAGAUGAGUCAGGAGUUGAGGGAUGGGGAUCGUGAGGGGACGGUGGGAGGAUUCAGGGCGUUGGGGACGGAGGAGGGGGAGAAGAUGGCGGAGAUGAUUGAGGAGAGGGAUGAGGUGAAGAGGGGAAGCGAGGGGAAUUUACCUGGUGGGUCCUAG
Molecule: messenger RNA, 828 nt
Organism: Lachnellula hyalina
Lineage: Eukaryota; Fungi; Ascomycota; Leotiomycetes; Helotiales; Lachnaceae
Exons: 1
Coding region: 1-828 (275 amino acids)
Source: RefSeq, a predicted model, not a curated record